AUGUUCCUAUUUAUGCUUUUUUCGACACUGUUUCCUUCCAUAUUUACUGAUCUUGAGAAGCAACACUGGAUCUGCAACUCCUCUGAUUUAAGUGUUUGGUACACCUACUGUGAUAAAAUGAAACACUCUAUUUCAAUCAAACUUGAACCCUGUUUAACACUGAAGGGAGGCAGAGGAUAUUUGCAGCUUUCCUACAUUCCAAGGAGAGACAUAAAAAAACUGUAUUUUAAUAUCUAUAUGUAUCUCAAAACCAUUGAGUUUCCAAUGCGUACAGAAGUUGUUUGCCGAGGAUUUGAUGAUCAAUAUUCUUUUUGCAGAGCUGUAAAGGGAGAGACUGUGAAUACAACAAUACCAUUCUCCUUCAACGAAAUACAUUUUUCUAAGGGACAAUACAGGAUUGUUACAGAAGCCAUUGCCGGAAGUCCUGAAGAAAUGCUCUUUUGUUUGAAUUUUACCGCCAUACAUACAUCCAAAUUAAAAUAG
This is a messenger RNA of Chrysochloris asiatica (Cape golden mole), 483 nucleotides long. RefSeq names its product lymphocyte antigen 96 (gene LY96). Gene Ontology annotation, biological process: positive regulation of lipopolysaccharide-mediated signaling pathway; detection of lipopolysaccharide; cellular response to lipopolysaccharide. The transcript is spliced from 5 exons. Gene Ontology annotation, molecular function: lipopolysaccharide binding; Toll-like receptor 4 binding; lipopolysaccharide immune receptor activity. Bases 1 to 483 code for a protein of 160 amino acids. The record is from RefSeq and is a predicted model, not a curated record. Gene Ontology annotation, cellular component: lipopolysaccharide receptor complex. Lineage: Eukaryota; Metazoa; Chordata; Mammalia; Afrosoricida; Chrysochloridae.